UCGAAGCACAACAUCGAUAUUUUCGAUGCAUCGUUGUUUUUCCGACAAACCUAUAAAAAUAUUCCGGUUGUAGAGGUGUCGCUGAAAUGUUGCCGAAAGAGUAUCUUGACAGCUGGAACGAAUUAUGCCCAGAGUGCACAAUGGUUGAGACUGAUUUGGGAAAUCCUUCGGAGACAUGGCUUACUAAGAUCCUUAUAAGCUAUUUAAGAAUGUUUGGAUAUAGAGUUGAACUACCGUACGCCGAAGAUGGUACUCGGGAAAGGCGGCUUUAUUUACUAAAAUUAGUUCGCCAGAUUGAUCACAUAUAUAAAAUAACUGACAAGACAUUUCUAUUUACAUAAUAUGAUUUACUGAAGCCAACUAUUAAAAAAACGUCGCAUAUGUUGAGAAUUCUCUUGAACUAUCUAUAUUACUUCAAUAUGUUUAAAACAAACGUUUUCAAGAUGGCUGCGAACCGAUUGAAAGAACGCCAAGAUUUGAUGGAGGAAGUAAAAUAUACUAUUGCAGAGAAUGAGAAACGCCGUAUUAAAGCAGAAAAG
This is a messenger RNA of Rhagoletis pomonella (apple maggot), 539 nucleotides long. RefSeq lists its product as uncharacterized. The record is from RefSeq and is a predicted model, not a curated record. NCBI's taxonomy places the organism in Eukaryota, Metazoa, Arthropoda, Insecta, Diptera, Tephritidae.